AUCAUCCCCUGCAGGCCACCUCCUCCGCCCACCUCCCCGGCGCCUUCCUAUCAAUCUGCCAUCUCUGCCACCCGUGACGGAGCGAGAAUCAGCCAGGCCAAGGGCCAUCAUCUUCCCAGUUGUAGCUACCCAUGAUGAAGGGAUUCAGACAGCGCGUGCUCUCACGAGCCAAGGAUAGCAACAAGAUCUCAAAAAACAAGAACAAGGACCAACCUUCCGGCACCGCCUCUCCCCACGGCGGCGCCGCCCAAUCGCCCGCUGGCACCCCCUCGUCCUCGACCCAGAAUCUUGCCGAAACUCGCAAACCAUCAAACGAUGCUCUUACACCGGGCCAACAACAGCCAGCAAUGUCGCAACACCAAUACAUCCAGCAAAACCAGGGUGCUAAUGGUACUCAAAGCCCCAACCGCUAUAAUCAGCAGGGUGUAGCUCCUAGUGUCGUCAUCAGCCCCAGCGCGCCCCACAUUCCUCCUCCCGGCGCCGCCGAAACCAUGCCUCACGACCUAGCUCCUCCCAAGGCCGGCCAGAAAUCGCUGCUGUUCGACAGACUGCAGGCCACUCCCAAAGACACCGUGCCGGAGGGCGUGCGCACUCCCAAGCGCCAACAUUCGUCGAGAUUCGACAUUUCAGACCAGAGACAGCGCGAGCUGGAGAAGCUGCCUGGCUUCCACGAGGUCCCUCCAAACCGUCGUCAAGAGCUUUUCAUGCAGAAACUCGACCAGUGCAACAUCAUCUUCGACUUCAACGAUGCAAGCGCCGACAUGAAGUCCAAGGAGAUCAAGCGUCUUGCGCUCCACGAACUGCUGGACUACGUCGCCCAGAACCGCCAGGUCAUCUCCGAGCCCAUGUACCCCAGAGUUGUCGAGAUGUUCAGCAAGAACUUGUUCCGCCCAAUUCCUCCCCCGAUGAACCCUCAGGGCGACGCCUUCGACCCUGAAGAGGAUGAGCCAGUCCUUGAAGUCGCCUGGCCCCAUAUUCAAGUGGUUUACGAGUUCUUCCUCCGUUUCAUAGAAAGUCCGGAUUUUAACACAAACUACGCCAAGCAAUACAUCGACCACAGCUUCGUCCUGUCAUUGCUGGACUUGUUCGACUCGGAAGACCCUCGCGAGCGCGAUUUCCUCAAGACCACCCUCCACCGCAUCUACGGCAAAUUCCUGAACCUGAGAUCAUUCAUCAGACGUUCCAUCAACAAUGUCUUCUUCCAAUUCAUCUACGAGACUGAGCGCUUCAACGGAAUUGCUGAGCUUCUUGAAAUACUGGGAUCCAUUAUUAACGGAUUUGCCCUGCCACUCAAGGAGGAACACAAGCUUUUCCUGACCCGCGUCCUCAUCCCUCUACACAAAGUGAAGAGCCUCAGCAUGUACCACCCGCAGCUUGCGUACUGCAUUGUGCAAUUUUUGGAAAAAGACGCCGCUCUGACUGAGGAGGUCGUGCUUGGUCUCUUGCGUUACUGGCCCAAGGUCAACAGCACCAAAGAAGUCAUGUUCUUGAACGAGGUUGAGGAUAUUUUCGAGGUUAUGGACCCCGCCGAGUUCGCAAAGGUGCAAGAAGCUCUUUUCAGCCAACUUGCAAAGUCGGUUGCCAGCCCACACUUCCAGGUCGCUGAACGUGCCCUGUACUUCUGGAACAACGAGUACUUCUGCAACCUCGUUAGUGAUAACGUAGAUGUUAUCUUGCCAAUCAUGUUUGCUCCUCUUUACGAAAACUCUAAGGGACACUGGAACAGAACAAUUCAUGGAAUGGUAUACAACGCUAUGAAACUCUUCAUGGAGGUUAACCCCCAGCUGUUCGAUGAUUGUUCUCACGACUACACCGAGCAACAGAACAACGCGCCCGAGGUGAAGAGAGUCAGACAAGAGAAAUGGGACAGACUCGCUUCUCUUGCGCAAUCAAUGAAGAGUGGUCUUCCCCCAUCGGCCGCCAUCAACACGAGUACCGUACAGAGCGCCACACCCGCACGCACAGACGACACGGAUCCGCUGCGCCUAGAACAACUCAGAUUACAGGACGACUCGGAAAGGAGACCGAAAGAGUUUGAGAGACAGACCAGCUCGGUACGUUGAUCAAGUGCGAGCAUCUUCUCUCCCUCUCGAUCAUGGGUCUGUGAAUGAGUAUAUGUUAGACUUUGAAAACACACCGUCAUCCCCUUCACAUGCCCCCAUCACAUCUUUCUUGUGUCACAUCAUCCUCUUUGUUUUCUGCUUGCUAUCGGGUCACAUCGGGGCAAAUAUAUUCCACACAAUGGCGUUGGGCG
Molecule: messenger RNA, 2254 nt
Organism: Aureobasidium pullulans EXF-150
Lineage: Eukaryota; Fungi; Ascomycota; Dothideomycetes; Dothideales; Saccotheciaceae
Product: protein phosphatase 2A regulatory beta sub-unit 2
Exons: 5
Coding region: 132-2063 (643 amino acids)
Biological process (GO): signal transduction
Cellular component (GO): protein phosphatase type 2A complex
Molecular function (GO): protein phosphatase regulator activity
Source: RefSeq, a predicted model, not a curated record